AUGCCCAAGAUCUCGCUGCUCUGGCUUGCGGCGGAGGCGUCCUGCUUCGCCGCAUUCCGCUCUGGUGAGAUCUGGCUCGACACGGACGGCAACACGAUCGAUGCUCACGGCGGCGGUUUCCUCUUGGACGGCGGCGUGUACUACUGUGCCCGGAACGGGAUGAGCCCGCCUUGCUGCCUCGACCGUGGUGUCAACCUGUACACGUCCACCGAUCUCUACAGCUGGACGCAUCGCGGGCUCGUCCUGCAUGCGUUCAACUCCUCCACUGACAACGGGCUGAGUCUGGAGCGGCCCAAGGUGAUCCGAUGCACAGGCACCGGCCAGUACGUCAUGUGGGUGCGCGGCUCAGCUCUCGCCUCUCAGCUCUUGGCCGUUGCGACGAGCGAUGCACCGACGGGCCCGUUUCGCUUCGUCGGCGACCAGACGGACCCCUUCCGCACCGUGGCUCGAGGAGGCCCAAACUUCCGCGCGGGCUACCAGUACGGAGAUGCCACGCUCUUUCAGGAUCCGCGCACGGGCCGCGCCUACGUGUACUGGCGCACGCGCUGGCAUCAGACCGGCUUUCGCGGCAUGGAGCUGACCGAGGAUUGCACCGAUGUUCGCCCGGAGAGCGAUACGCAACUCUUCGCGACCCCCAACCGAGAAGCGCCGACCGUCUUUUUUGCAAACGAACGCUUCUACCUCUGGGUGAGUGGCUGCAUGGGCUGGGCGCCAACCACGACGCACCUGUACACCGCACCCACCGCCCUCGGCUGCUUCAACUGCUCGGGCUUGAACAACUCGAAGGGCUGGCUCGUCGGCUGGCAGCCGCCGCCCAUCCCCGAGCCCAACCAGUCGGGCAACCAAAAGCAAAGGAACAGGCCGGGCGUCUGGGCCUUUGGCAGCCAAAGCACCUUCAUCCUCGCCAACCCGCUGUACCGGAAGGGCUCGGCGCUGGCGCCGUUUGUGUACAUGGCCGAUCGAUGGACGCCGAAGAACAACGUCUCGUUUGGCACCUACGUGUGGCUGCCGCUCUUCAUCGACCCGCAAAACGCGUCGAGGGUGCGCGUCCUGUGGCGCGCCUCCUGGCGGCUCGACAACGCCACCUCCCCGUUUGGAGCGCGCCGCGCGCCGAACUCGUCUGUGUCUGUGACUUAA
Molecule: messenger RNA, 1137 nt
Organism: Emiliania huxleyi CCMP1516
Lineage: Eukaryota; Haptophyta; Isochrysidales; Noelaerhabdaceae
Exons: 2
Coding region: 1-1137 (378 amino acids)
Biological process (GO): carbohydrate metabolic process
Molecular function (GO): hydrolase activity, hydrolyzing O-glycosyl compounds
Source: RefSeq, a predicted model, not a curated record